This is a messenger RNA of Megalopta genalis, 2204 nucleotides long. It is a transcript of the gene Shc, whose product is annotated as SHC-adaptor protein. Gene Ontology annotation, biological process: cell surface receptor protein tyrosine kinase signaling pathway; intracellular signal transduction. The record is from RefSeq and is a predicted model, not a curated record. Gene Ontology annotation, cellular component: plasma membrane. NCBI's taxonomy places the organism in Eukaryota, Metazoa, Arthropoda, Insecta, Hymenoptera, Halictidae. Gene Ontology annotation, molecular function: receptor tyrosine kinase binding.
GCGUUGUACAACUUGUACAGUCGGUGAAAAAGGGAACGCAAUUAAAUUAUCGAUAGUUCGCGUUUGGUAUGCAUGGAAUUCCAUAAGACAGUCAAUGUGACCAAUGUUUGUGGUGUGGCAGAAAAUGCAGUUAAAUACGCAAUUAUUCUAAUAUUGCCUUGUGUAAAAAGAAUAAAGAAUUUCUAUGAAACAAUGAACAGAGCGAGCGAGUAUAAAUGGAUUGUGGGUAUAUGAUUCCAGUAAUCGUCUGUGAGUUAUACUUAUGUGGAUAGAAUUUAGAAAUGGCAACAGGAGGUAGCAGUUUUAUAAGUAAACCUGCCAGGGGUUGGUUACACCCUGACCAUUUAGUCAGUAAAGAAGGAAUUACUUAUACAGUGAAAUAUAUAGGAUGUCUUGAAGUAUAUACAUCCAUGAAAAGCUUGGACUUCGAAACAAGAUCAUGCGUUGCCAAAGAAUGUAUAAAUAGAGUCUGUGAAGCUGCAGGAUUGAAGUCAGCAGACAAGAAGAGAAGGGUCGACAAGAAAGUGCUAAAGGCAAUAGCAGACAAGCCUCGCAUGGAGCAUUCAGGUGCUACUAUAAACUUAACUAUUAGCAGUUGUAGUUUAGCCUUGACUAAUAUAGAAACUGGACACAUAAUUGCCAAACAUGAAAUGCCUCGGAUAUCUUUUGCUUCUGGUGGAGACACGGAAAUAUUGGACUUUGUUGCAUAUGUUGCGAAGAAUAUGCAAGAAUGGAGAGCCUGUUAUGUAUUAGAAUGUGGAGGUGGAUUAGCACAAGAUGUUAUAUCUACUAUUGGACAAGCUUUCGAACUACGAUUUAAAGAGUUCCUUACGAAACCAGCUUCAUUACAUCCCAUGUUAAAUGGCAUGAGAGAAGCAGACAGAGAUUAUUACAAUGAUUUGCCAGGUAAAGUACCACCAGACAUUGGACCUCCACCAGUACCACCUUUGCCUACUGCGGCAUCAACAUUACCAAAUUUAAAACAUCAUCAUUCGGGGCAGAAUCAUGUAACACGAAGCAGCGCACAAAAUACUGUUUUACACGACUCAUUUUCUUCCAAUUCUGAUAGACAUCAACAAUGGGCAGAGACUGGUAAUUUAAUUGAUUUAAAUUCUGAUGGAACAACCACUACAAAUUUCAGUAUGCCUCCUGAACAUAAUUAUGUAAAUGAUAGUGUAAUAGCAGCAACCAGGGAAAGCCAUCGUGAUCAAACAUCACUUUUCGAUGUAUUUGACAUGCAGCCGUUUAGUUCUGCAAUCUCGGAUAUGAAUAGAUUAAGUCCACAUUCACAGAAACAACAACUAAAGCAAGAAAUAUGGUUUCAUGGAAGUGUUAGUCGGGCUGAAGCAGAAUCUAUGCUUACACGGGAUGGGGAUUUUUUGGUUCGAGAAUCACAAGGUUCACCAGGCCAAUAUGUUCUUACUGGAAUGAAUAAUGGUACACCAAAACAUUUAUUGUUAAUUGAUCCCGAAGGUGUGGUUCGCACAAAAGAUCGUGUCUUCGAUAGCGUAAGUCACUUAGUUAAUCAUCAUUGCGACGAUUUAUUACCAAUUAUAUCAGCGGACAGUGUAUUAGUACUUCGACAUCCAAUUCCUAGGCGUACAAAUAAUUGAUUUUUACAGAAUUUUACUAAUGCUCGAAAGAUUAGAUACUGUUCAUAUUUGAUAUCUCACGUUUGCGUUAAUAUCUAAUAUAAAACAAAUGUCGUUGCCACAUAUGAUGCUUUCAAUGAUAAUCCUCGAACAGCCGAUCGAAAACAGCAACGUAGUAGGUCAAUAACGGGUUAUCUUUAAUCCGUAUUAGAUUUUGUAUUAGUACAUGUUUAAAACUUAUCUUUUCGAUACAAAAUAGACUAAUGACGCUUAUAAUACAUAAAGAGAAAGAGUUUGUUAGAAAAAUGUAAAAGAUAAAGAAUGUACGCGUACCCUCUUUGCUACGCUAAAAUGUGGGUCAAAAGAAACCUUGAGCCGGCUGAGCGGGGGUUGAAAAAGGUCCAUCAUUCGGUAUAAACAACAAAUACAAUGGAAAUUCUAUGCUAUCAAUAUUCUUAUUUUCAAAUUAUAACUAUGCUAAGGUGUAGUUUAUCAAGUUUUUUCUCUAAUUCUUACUAAAACGAAGGGAUGCUAAUAUCUCGCAAAUAAAACGUUAAUAAAUGUAACCUUACUAUUAAACAUAAUGAUGUCAAAAUGCACAAAAAAAAGUUA